Messenger RNA from Hymenoscyphus albidus, 2616 nucleotides. NCBI's taxonomy places the organism in Eukaryota, Fungi, Ascomycota, Leotiomycetes, Helotiales, Helotiaceae. The record is from the annotation of a GenBank genome assembly.
AAGACCACUACUCGAGUAGGCUCAUUCCACUGGCCAAUUCACAUUUUCUCGCUUCCAGCCCUCGCUCGCCUACCGAAGUCAGUCCAGAGCGGGCAGACGUCCAGCCAGCCAGCCAGCGAAUCGUGUCGGUGGCACUGGCACAGAAGCUCUGGUGACAUGCAGCCAUGAAAAACUCUUCCUUGAGCGAUCCUCAUUCCACGCCAGGAGCCCCCUCCCAACCGCUCCCCAUCCCCGUCGGCAACCUUCCCCUACACUCCCUAGCGCGGUCGGUCCGUGGGUCAUCGAAGGGCUGUGGAAGCUUUCGAAGCCCAUGCAGCCGAGUGCACUCAGUGCAUUUUGUGGAGAGGCCAAUGGCCGGCGUCCCUUCACACCACCUGUGGACCACCCCCGUGGAACCAACCUGUCCACGCCUGUCAGCCUCCGGGAAGUGCCCCUCUUGCCAAAAUUGAGGGAAUCCCCUCCCUGACCUGAAAAGCUCCUCGUGAGGUCCACGGAGGCCUCUUUUCUUGCCCCUUGUGGUCAAGUGUGGUUUGAGCCGAAUCCGACGUUCCUCCACGGCGCGCCGGGUCCACAGAACGACGGGCACUCUCUGCCACGGGCCCUGAUCCGUUCUCGCUGCAGAGGCUGGCAGAAAGUCAAAUAGUAGGUCACACCUACCGUCCAGUUUCCAUGACCAAUUCCUUCUGGAUUUCAUUACCAUAUCAGUUCCAUCCACCUACCUUAUUACUUACUUGCCCUAUCUUUAUACCCUCAGCCUCGACCCUACGGUCCCUACCCGUUAUCAAUCCCCCAGCACUGUACCUACGUCAGAUCCCAGGUUCCAGUUUCCCGGGUCUGCAGCAGAAACAGCCGGGAAAGCUCCAUUUGAUCUGAUAACGGAUGUACUCGCCACAAUCGCAUUGAAGCCACCCUCCAGACGAACUCUUGUUCGUGCCUCUGCAUGUCAUUGAGACCGUGGAUAGGUUCAUAGCGUCUCCCGGUAUCGUUUCUUGCAAUCUGAUGUUGGGGUUGAUUGUGGGGCCGUUGCUUUAACAAGAAGAACCUCGAAAGUUAAAGCCAUGGCAGAUGAUAUGUCUAUUGACAAGAAAGAACCGACGAGGGAAGGCUCCGAGGAUUCGAUGGAGCUCAACUCUCCCACUCCAGAGGCUGAGACAGGAGCUCCUCAGGAAAAUGUUGGGCAGCAAAAGAGGAAAGGCGGCCGCAAACCUGUAUGAUAUUGUUGCAUGGCCCCGCCAGAUGUGUUCCGGUGUACUGAUAUGUGUGACAGAUUUAUGCUACUUCCGAGGAACGUAAACAACGCAACCGUCAAGCACAGGCGGCUUUUAGGGAGCGUCGGACAGAGUACAUCAAACAGCUAGAAGAGACCAUCCGAGUCCAUGAGACCAAUCUCCAUAACCUUCAAACAGCCCACCGUAGUGCUGCUGAUGAAUGUUUGAUGUUGAGAUACAAAAACUCUUUACUAGAACGAAUUUUGCUGGAAAAGGGUAAUGAAAUUGACUUUGAACAGCCUUCGCUGCGAACUUUUACUAACAGGUUUUCAGGAAUUGAUGUUCAGGCCGAGCUGCGAGCCAAGACAGGAAGCCCUCAUCUUGGGCCAACACAUAUGCCACAAAACAUGGCACAAGCACCUACUGUUCAAAGAGCUAUCAUGAACAGACACCACCAAGCACGGCGUUCACAAUCUAGCAUUGCGCCAAAACUCGAACCAGGAGCUCCGCUUCAGUCUCCACAAUCAAGGCCAACCCCAUCUUCCCAUGCCUCAUCACCAACUGCCAUUUCCCCAGGAUUUCACAAUCCAGGAGUUAUGACUCCUCCUGGCUCAGAUUCUCAAAUGCAAUUCCACCAGCAACAGCACCACCAACAACAAAGACUUCAAGCACCCCAGGCGGCUAAACAACCAAUUAAUCAAGGGAACCAGGGACUACCAGGACACGGCGGAUUAUUAGGAAACCAAGGAGUUGAUGCCCCUCUGGCACCAAAGGGACCAAGAGGAGGUGGGACGCAUACGGGAGGCACUCCGGCAGCUGCCGCGUAUUUUGCGUCCCCCAACUUCCAGAAUCAUUAUGAGCAACUCGGCAAGCUGACCCGCCCCCUAUUGUCAUUUUCAUUUUAUAGAGCUAUGUUCGUCCUAGAUUGAUUCCGUGAGUACAGAACAGGAGUACGAGUCGCAAGCCGACAUAAUCGAAGACGAGCCAGCCGAAUCUGGCCCCGGCCCCUACCCCGAACCGAUCCCUCAACCGCAACAUCCCAAUCAACAGCAAAUCCCGCAACAACCUGGCAUUGCCGGACAGCCCAUCAACAUGGGCGCUGGAGCUCAAAACUUCGGCUCGAUGACGCAAAUGCUCGAUCCCUACGAUCCCAUGCUCGACUUGGACCCAUUCGGACUCUCGGCUUCGAUGCAAUUUCCAUCUUCUUUUUCCUUUGACACGAGCUCGAUGAGAUAAAAGCAAAACAGAUACCCGAAUAGCACAAGGCAUAUGGACGACAGAAUGUGGGGCGUUUCCAUGGGAUUUUGCAUUUUUGGUUGGGAAAAAUGGUAUGUACUCAACUUUCUCCACAUGACUUAGCUUACCUCUCCAGGGUUGCAUAUCAGGAGGACAUAAAAGCUCAAAAGCA